Molecule: messenger RNA, 3558 nt
Organism: Paraglomus occultum
Lineage: Eukaryota; Fungi; Glomeromycota; Glomeromycetes; Paraglomerales; Paraglomeraceae
Source: the annotation of a GenBank genome assembly
AUGAACAUCAACUAUUUGAUACACGCGUCCGACUUGUUGCCCGCAUCGGUACUGGAAAAACGACAACCGAUAGAGACUAACAUAGCCCACAAAAGCACGAACCAACAGCUUAUAGCCGACGAAAAACCAGAACGGGUCAAGGACGAUGAAAGAACAGCAGACAAUCAUUGCAAGAAAUACGGCAAUAAUCCAACGCAAAUGCUUACGUCGACUAGUGCACCCAAUUUCCUUUUCAUUUCAACAAUGCCGUUGUCUCAUACGUCGUCAUGUGCUUUUCUGCCACCACCUAUCGAAUCCCUUCAUCUCGAAAAUCAUGGCCUUUGGCGUCAAUUUAGUUCCAUGGAAAAUGAAAUGAUAAUUACAAAGACUGGCAGAUGCUUAUUUCCUUCCCUGAAAUUCACGCCCAUUAAUCUCUCGCCAUCAGCAUCGUACUCGUUUGUCCUCGAUUUUAUACCAGUUUCGCACUCAAGAUUCAGGUGGAGAAAUGGCAAGUGGGUGUGCAUUGGAUUCGACAAAAGAAAUAAAAGAAGAAAAGAAAAUACCAUUGAACAUUCAAAAUCAGGAGGAAUUACACUAAAGUUUUCACCAGAAUUAACUACACAACAUAGUUUAGGCAAAGCCGUUAAACAAGAAUGCAGAACGGAUCAAGUUUUUGGUCACCCUUAUCUUCAGCCUGAAUCGCCGCAAUCGGGGCGGUAUUGGAUGGAAAGAGGCGUCAACUUUGCCAAAGUGAAACUGUUUAAUCGCACUAGCCUGUCAUCAUCACCCUCUUCUCUAUCAUGCCCAAACAAUUUCCCUAGCGGUUACUUUGGUUUGACGACAUUUUACAAAUACCAACCGCGUAUUCAAAUGGUCAAGCAUGGCCAAAAUAAUGACGUAAAAACGUUUAAAUUUGACGAAACAAUUUUUAUUGCUGUAACACAUUAUCAGAAUGAACAGGUAAAUGCGUUAAAGAAAGAGAACAACCCCCAUGCUAAAGGAUUUAAAGAAAGUAGAAGGAAAGACGAUGAGGAUGAAGAAAUAGAGUCUGAUCGCCAUAUAACGACAAUUGACAAUAUUUACGACAAAUCAGAGAGGUAUUAUGAAAACGAUUACAAUAAUGUUUAUGAUAGUACUGACAAUAAUGCGGCAAUCGGCAGCACUCUUUCCGCUACCAGCCAUUCUUUCGUCAAGCAGAAUCAAAUACCUCUUUUUUAUAGUUUCUACUCAACGCAAUCAGAUUGUACGCGCCAAAAAUUGCAUUAUGAUGAAGACGCUAAUAACCCGCAAAAUACACGUUAUAAUGCUGCACAACUGCAUGCAGAAAAUUACGGCAGAUAUUCAAAUUUGCGCUUGCUUGAUCAAUCGGCUUUGGAUGCUGGAGGUAAUGGCACACGAUCACAAGAUAUGCAUUCGGUUACUGACUUGCAAAAUGCACAUUUACGACCAAUGUUCUCCGACCAAGAACCAUGCAAUGUUCUUUCAUCACAGUUUCAUACGCCAACAAAACAAACCAGUUCCACGUCGAUUCCUUGUUACAGCACGCAAGUAACUUCGCACUCUUCUACACGCAAAUAUCACAAUUAUUCGACUAUCAUGGAUCUUUUGUCCAAUGUUUCAACGCCACCUUGCUCUCAGUCAUCCGUCACGGCCGUAUCUCCCUUGACACCCACCACUCCCACGUCUAUUCCCGUAAGAUUCGACAGUGUAAAAUUUCUGCCUAGUAUUCAAUCCAUUUUAUUCAACGAAAAACAGAAAAAAUUAUCCGUUUCGAUGUCUCCUAUCUUGGGUGAAGAUAACCACUUGGGUGAAGCUGUUCACGAUGUUGUGCAAAUAAGAUAUCACGAAAAAGGCGAAAACAAGGCCCGUGGGAACACUGACACGAAAGACAACGUUAGAACACUGGAAUAUGAGAACGACAGACUAAAAGAGUAUAUCAGAUUAAAGCUUGGUGCUGAUGCUAUCGAAGACGUUGUCGUUAUGGAUGAAACACGCCCAACAUUAUUCUUGACUCCACGAAAGCGAAGUCAUUUUUCGCUUUCGGAUUCUUCAGCUUCUUCUGAAGACGAACAUAGGCGCGGUGGUGAGACCGUCGGUGCUGGCGGCAGAGUUGGCGGCAGAAUGAAGGUCGCGCGUAACGGACACGCUAGUUCUGUUGAGCGGGGGAUUGUGUCUGCCGGGGCGCUGAUUAUGAGUUAUAGGAUUCUCCAAUUUUUGGGGAAUGACGUUGACGACGGCUCAUUUUAUGCAGUAUUAUUGAUGCCUAUUAUAGCUGGGGCAAAAGUAAUAGACGCUCGGAAAACAUACGGCGACGACAAAAUACGGAGAAAUGUAAUCAUAUCCGUUAUAACAAUGAGCGUUUUGUCAACGUUAGUAUACCUGGUAAUGUCAAAGAGUGGGUUACUCCCGUUAUUUGGAAAAUAUCCGUGGCCAAUUGCUAUCUUCUCCCAAAUAAUCUACCAUUCUACAUUAUAUUGUGCUGCAACAAUCUUAAAGCGGAGCUUCACUCUUGGUGAAUUAUCAAUUGUAUCCCAAUCUAUAACAUUUCUCGCGACUGAAGCAUCAGUUCUCACUUUGAAGAAGUAUCCCCUCCUUUCUCUUCCAGCGUUUGCAAGGAUUCCUCGCUCUCCGAUAAUACCAUUUCACAUCGGCUUAAUGUUGGGUGUCCUUAUCGUUGGUAUAUUGAUCUCGCCGGUACUAAUGAGAUCACGCAGAUUGGCCCAGCAGCCAAGUUGGAGGAGCAAACAUUUUAGAGUGGUUGCAAACGAGAAGAAAUUUGUAGGAUUUGUAGUGUUUUUGGGGAGCAUAUUCGUAAUUGUAAGUGGCAUCGGGCAGUGGGUCGAGCUGAUGAUUGAGGAGAAUCCGUAUUUUUGGGUGAUUAACUUUGUAAUCGAGUCACCCACACGAAUCAUGCUUGUGUGUUACUGGAUCUUCACCGUAGUCGCAGCUAUUCUGGUGUAUAUUAAUUUGAUAUAUUCGAGGCGAAGUUUUUCGUUAAACACCAAAAGAAAGUAUUUUCAUGGAUUGGCGGUUUUGUUGUUUAUACCUGGCUAUUUUCUCGAGCCCGAUUUCAUAAGUCUCGCCUUUAGUGUUGCAGUUUCUGCCUUUAUCUAUUGUGAAUAUUUGAGAUAUUUUGCAGUGUACCCCGUCGGUGCCAAACUUCAUAUAUUCCUGAGUGAGUUUGUAGAUAGUCGUGAUUCAGGUCCAUGUAUUUUGAGUCAUAUGUAUUUAUUAGUCGGAUGUGCGGCAUGUGUAUGGCUGCAAGGAAAUUCACCUAUUGCUUCAGUAUCAGGAAUAAUUACUCUUGGACUUGGUGAUGCUAUGGCAUCAAUAAUAGGAAAGAAGUUUGGUAAACAUAGAUGGUCAGGUACCGUGAAAACAAUAGAGGGAUCGUUGGCAUUUCUAAUUGUUGAUUUACUGGGAGGAUAUCUCGUUGGGUUGCUUAGUGGGCGUCCAAAUCAAUGGAUUCCAUACAUUAUUGUUGCUGUUGCAUCCACGCUUUUGGAGGCAUUUUCUCUUCAGAAUGAUAAUCUGAUAAUUCCUCUGUUUAUGUGGCCUAUGAUUAUCUUAUUAUCGUAA